Molecule: messenger RNA, 1841 nt
Organism: Toxorhynchites rutilus septentrionalis
Lineage: Eukaryota; Metazoa; Arthropoda; Insecta; Diptera; Culicidae
Product: probable cytochrome P450 6g2
Exons: 6
Coding region: 160-1776 (538 amino acids)
Molecular function (GO): oxidoreductase activity, acting on paired donors, with incorporation or reduction of molecular oxygen; iron ion binding; monooxygenase activity
Source: RefSeq, a predicted model, not a curated record
UCGUGAACAAAAUUUGUAAAAGAAGCACUACAGCAAAAAAUGGUCACCAGCAGAAACUUGAUAAGCUUCUCCAGUUUACUCAUCGUGUGACACGAACAGAGCGAAUUCGAGACACUAGCAUUGUCGCAUUUCAAUAUUCAGUUCCGAUUGGUGAAACAAAUGUGGAAGUGCUCAUCUUCGGGUAUCAGUUACCUACCGGAGAUGAUUUACAUCAGCUUGAGUGCGCCCGGUGACGUCUUCACGCUGGCGUUAAUUUGUCUCGCCGGGUUCUUCGUUUGGUUUGCGUCAACGAGUGGAUCGCGAUACUGGAAACCUCACAGCUUACCGUAUAUCGAGGGGAAACCGUUCGCUGGAAACUUUCUCGAUGCAUUGCUGCUUAGAAAGAGUAACUUCGACCUGAUGGAUAAACUCUAUAAUGACGUCAAGGUUGCCGGAAGCGAACUGUUCGGAAUCAGCAUAUUAAUGCAGCCGGCGAUAGUGUUGAGGGAUCCAGAACUGAUCAAGCAAGUUUUAGUAAAGGAUGCACAAUAUUUUGGCAACAGACACAUGUGCACUGAUCCCUCUAGCGACCCGAUUGGUUACUACAAUCUACUGAUGAUCAAAAACCCCCACUGGAAGCAGUUGCGAUCCUACCUAACGCCAUCCCUGAGUUUGAACAAAAUAAAAAAAAUGUACACCCUCGUUGAUCAGAUCGGUAAGGACAUGCUGGAUCACCUUUCCUGCCUUCCGGAGAAGCGACCACAAGUUCGAGAAGUGGAAUUCAAAGAACUAUGCGCCCGUUUUACAACGGAUGUAAUUGCGAGCACAUUUUUCGGUAUCCAGGCCAAUUGUCUAAUGGACGAACAAUCCGAAUUCCGUUACUACGGCAGAAAGAUCUUCGAGUAUGGACCAAAGCGGGGUUUCACCAUGGCUACGUUUUUCUUUCUGCCAGAAUUAGUACCAUAUUUGAAGUUAAAGCUGUUCCCGAGGGAUACAGAGGAGUUUUUGAAAACAAUAAUUCAACAGGAGAUUUUUCGACGAGAGAAAAAUGGUGAAACACGAGGGGAUUUCAUUGAUUCAAUGAUCUCUUUGAAAAGAAGCAACGCUUUUAUUGGGACAAAUGACCGAAUCCUUCUGAAAGACGACAUCCUGGUAGCUCAGGCCGCCACAUUCUAUAUGGCCAGCUUCGAGACAACCUCUUCAGUAUUGUCGUUUACACUCUAUGAACUAACGAAAAAUCCAAAUAUACAGAAGCGUCUACGCGAAGAAAUACGAAGCAGUAUCCAGAAAUAUGGCUCCGAUUUGCCAUACGAAUGUCUAAUAAACGAAAUGCCUUACCUCGGUAUGGUGAUUUCGGAAGCGGCUCGACUGUAUCCCGUCCUACCAUUCAUCGAACGCCAAUGUACUCUCCCGGUAGGAGUUUCAGGAUAUAAAUUGGAACCCUUCAGCGAUUUUGUCAUUCCGAACCGAAUGCCGGUGCUAGUACCCAUCUAUGCCAUUCAUCGAGAUCCGAAGUUUUUCCCCGACCCAUUGCGUUUUAAUCCGGAAAGAUUUGCGAAGGAAAAUUUGGACAACAUUGUACCGUGCAGCUACAUGCCGUUUGGUGUAGGUCCAAGAACGUGUCUUGGAUCGCACUUCGGCACACUACAGGUGAAGGUUGCUGUCGUCAGAAUACUCUCAACGUACAGAAUUGGACGGUCGGAAUCUACCCCGGAGAAACUUACUUACCGGAAGAACGCUUUUACAUUGCAAUCAAACGAAGGUCUGAGUGCAAAUUUGAUUCUGGACGAACUUUGAUUAAUGAACAGUCUUGCGGAAACAGUUAUUAUAUGGGAAUAAACUUAAAUCGUCGAUUCUUUGAA